AUGGGAAGUGGUACGGCUGCUAAUAAAGGAGUUAGGCCGAUGGCCAGUGGCUUAAAAAAUUACUACGUAAAGCGUGGUUUAGAAAAGGAAUUCGAAGUAUGUUUUCUUGAUAAUAGGACCGUUGGCUUGACCCAAUGGCAAGCGACAAGCCCCUUGAUGACAUAUCUCCCCAGUUUUAUGGUACAACUUACCUUGAUUAUAACCUUGAGUCGGCUUUUAAUGAUCAUCUUCAAACCUCUUCGUCAACCUCGUUUUGUCUGUGAGAUUCUUGCAGGCGUUAUGCUAGGCCCAACUUUCAUGCAAAACUUGCAGCAGGUAGCAAUUUACGUCAACAAACCGGAGGGGGUUUUGUUGCUGGAAACAAUGGGGAGCCUUGGCGUCACAUUCUAUAUGUUCCUAAUGGGUCUGGAGAUGGACCUAACCCCAAUCCGAAAGAUGGAAAAAACAGCCUACAGCGUGGCCAUUGCUGGAAUUAUUUUGCCAGGGUUUGCAGGAAUGAUAUUAUAUCGUCUAGUUAAGAUUGAUCAAGAAGAUGCUCCCAUGGAGGGUGGGUUCUUUUGGGCGAUUGCCCUUACUGUCACAAGCUUCUCGGACUUGGCUCGAAUACUUUCAAAGCUCAAGCUCAUGUCUACGGAUCUUGGAAAGACGGCCUUGGCUUCAGCAGUUCUCACAGACCUGGUUUCUUGGAUUCUUCUUGUGGCAACAAUAGCUAUGGUUAAUGGGCGUGGCAACGUUCUAAGGAUAAUCCCAACUCUGAUUUUCAUGCUACUAUGUUGGUUUGUGAUUCGACCACUUCUUUUCCGAAUGAUUAAACGAAUCGGAGCAGAAAGAGAGGACUCGCUCUCAUCAUCGUCGUCGUCAAUGGAAGGCCAAUGUAGCGAUAAACAUGUUGGUUUUAUUCUUACAGGAGUGCUCUUUUGUGGGUUUAUCACAGAGUUAUGUGGCGUACAUCCCAUGUUUGGAGCUUUCAUGUUCGGACUGAUUAUACCCAGAGGAGAGAUUAGGACUAAGAUCAUGGAUAAAAUUGAGGAGUUCGUGGUAGGGAUUAUGCUGCCCCCGGUUUUCUUGGUUGCUGGCUUGCGGACCAACAUCGUAUUUAUAGCCGCCGGAUACCGGUAUUGGCUGGUAGCUACUGUUAUAAUUGUGGCAUCCUUGAUUAAAAUCAUCAGUACUCUGUUGGUCUGCGCUUACCUGAGAUGCUCGUUUCGGGAUAGUUUGGCCUUGGGGGUCCUGAUGAACACCAAGGGCGUCAUUGCCAUCAUCGUGCUUCAAGAGGGCCGGAACGUGAAGGGAUUUGACCAGCCAACCUUUACUUGGAUGGUGCUUUCCAUAAUACUCAUGACCGGCUUGGUUGUCCCAGUCGUGAGUUUCACUCACAAGUCCACAAGGCAUUUGAAGCAGCAGCAUCGGAUGAAUUUGGAAAGGAGCAGACCGGAGUCAGAGCUCCGAGUCCUGGCAUGCCUCCACUCCAGCAAAAACCUUUCUGGGUUAAUCAAUCUUUUGCAUCUUUCAAAUGCCACCAGAAAAUCCCCAAUUGUGGUCUUCGCCGUUCACUUGAUUGAGCUCACAGGACGCGCUUCUGCAAUGCUCAUUUUGCAUGAUAAGAGUGAAACAAAUGACAUAUCUAGUAACCCCAUUCGAGAAAGAGCCGAGUCGGAGCAAAUCGUCCGUUCCUUUGAAUCCCUUCAAAACGACAACCGAGCCGUCACUGUUCACCCACUCACCGCGGUGUCCCCUUACGCCACUAUGCACGAAGAUGUUAGUAACUUAGCCAUAGAUAAGCAUGUGUCUGUCAUCUUACUCCCAUAUCACAAGAAACCCAAUGACAUUGGGGGUUGGGAGGACCAAAACCUCGAGUACAAGAGAGUGAGCCAAAACUUGCUUGCUAAUGCCCCUUGUUCCGUUGGCAUACUUGUGGAUCGCGGCCUAACUCGACACCUUCCUCUAGAAUCCCAACAUGAUCAAAUUCGAAAAAUUCGGAUUGCUAUGCUUUUUGUUGAAGGAGCUGAUGACCGAGAGGCAUUGGCUUAUGCAUGGAGAAUGGGGGCCAAUCCAAGAGUGACACUAACCGUAGUGAGAUUUGUCCCUGGAAAAGACUUGUUAGAGAGUGUAGCAGAUGAUGACGAUGCUGAUCUUGAUGUAUUCUCCGCCAUGUUCGAGAAAGAAAAGGAGAAACUGCUUGAUGACGAUUACAUAAAUGAGUUUAGAUUUAGAACAAUGCAUAAUCAAUUCAUUACUUACAUGGAAAAACCCGUCAACAGUGGAGACCAGAUUGUAUCAACCAUUACAUCGGCUCAUAAUGAUUAUGAUUUGUACAUAGUAGGUAGAGGAUAUGACAGGCAAUCUCCAAUGACCUCGGGACUUGCUGAUUGGAGUGAAUUCCCGGAGUUAGGACUGAUUGGGGAUACCUUGAUAUCAGUGGACUCCUUAAUGUCAGCCUCCGUUUUGGUUAUGCAACAAUCACCUCCUGUGGCUGCCCUCGCCAAUCCUAGAGUAUCCCAGAAAGGCAACACCUCUGGCUCCAACAAAGGCUUCUCUUCGGAUCACCCAUUUGUUAGUCAUAGAUUAAGCAAUCCUUAA
Molecule: messenger RNA, 2580 nt
Organism: Hibiscus syriacus
Lineage: Eukaryota; Viridiplantae; Streptophyta; Magnoliopsida; Malvales; Malvaceae
Product: cation/H(+) antiporter 15-like
Exons: 3
Coding region: 1-2580 (859 amino acids)
Biological process (GO): proton transmembrane transport; regulation of pH
Cellular component (GO): membrane; endomembrane system
Molecular function (GO): antiporter activity
Source: RefSeq, a predicted model, not a curated record